AAGUAUACACACAUACAUAUACAUUUUUUUUUUUUUUUUUUUGGUACUUUACACAUGUCAUUAUAAUGUUCGAUUUGGUUCGGAAUACUUUACAUAAAACAGAAACGAAUACUAAUGAAGAUAAACUCAAAGUUUUUUUAAAUGUUUAUGAUAUGCUACAACCAAGUUUCAUUACAAAAUUAGGUCAUGUUUUAGGAAUUGGCAUAUAUCAUUCAGGCAUCGAAAUAGGAGAACAUGAAUACUGUUUUGGAGGUCAUGAUUAUGAAAAAGUUACAGGUGUAUUUAUAGUUCGACCGAAAUCUGGGCUUCAGGGACUUUUAUUCAAACAAUCAAUUAACAUGGGCUAUACUAACUUGACACGACAACAAGUUGAUAAAAUUCUAAAAGAUAUUUCCAAAGAAUAUAGUGGGACAUCUUAUAAAUUAUUAACAAGAAAUUGUAACCAUUUUUCAGAAGAUCUUUGUAAACGACUAACAGGGAAAACAGCACCAGGAUGGAUUAAUCGUGCAGCCAAGUUAGGUACAAUGUUCCCCUGUGUUAUACCAACAGAAUGGAUUGAACCACCAGAUGCAAAUGGAAAUGGUAUACUUUUAUAAUGUAGAAUAUACUUGUACGUUAAUAACAAAUCAUUCUAUAUGAAUAGUCGUAGAUACUUUAGAUUCUUCUUCUUCGAAUACUAUAUCAAAGAAGAAUAACGAUCAUACCAUAACGAAUAAGAGUAACAAUACGAUAAAUCAUCAUGAUUGCAGUUUAUCUGAAAAGGAAAAGAAAAGGAGACCUUCUUGUUAUCCUUCAAAUUCAACUGAUAGCAUUCAUUUAAUGAAAACAACAGUCAUUAAAGAGGAUGAAACGAAUCAUUCAAGUCAUGUUAAAGAACCAGAUACCCAUAGAUCAGAAGUAAUUCGAUCUGUUACCUAAUUAUCUAUCAUAGCAUCUGUCGUUAUUGCAUUAUAAAGAAGUAUAAAUUAUGUUACAAUAAGUUUAUUAUGUACACGCAGUAUUAAAGUUCAGGAGUUUUACUACUAUUAUCAAUA
This is a messenger RNA of Cokeromyces recurvatus, 1034 nucleotides long. Its product is annotated as PPPDE putative peptidase domain-containing protein. The record is from RefSeq and is a predicted model, not a curated record. Gene Ontology annotation, biological process: protein deubiquitination. The transcript has 6 exons. Lineage: Eukaryota; Fungi; Mucoromycota; Mucoromycetes; Mucorales; Mucoraceae. Gene Ontology annotation, molecular function: deubiquitinase activity. The coding region runs from base 66 to 596 and encodes 176 amino acids.